This is a messenger RNA of Mandrillus leucophaeus (drill), 3382 nucleotides long. It is a transcript of the gene PARVA, whose product is annotated as parvin, alpha. NCBI's taxonomy places the organism in Eukaryota, Metazoa, Chordata, Mammalia, Primates, Cercopithecidae. Bases 326 to 1285 code for a protein of 319 amino acids. Gene Ontology annotation, biological process: establishment or maintenance of cell polarity; cilium assembly; actin cytoskeleton organization. Gene Ontology annotation, cellular component: cytoplasm; focal adhesion; actin cytoskeleton. The record is from RefSeq and is a predicted model, not a curated record. The transcript has 13 exons. Gene Ontology annotation, molecular function: actin binding.
CUCGUCAGCAGGCACGUAGUUAGAAACAGCCACCCCAGUCUUGACUGCGAGUGAUCAUCAGUCACGAGCACAACUUCUGACAACAGUCUCUCCAGCUUAGUGCAGAGUCUUAACUGGGGCUGGCCAAUCGGCUGCUCUUCAGUAAAGCAGUAGCGCCCUUUGGAUUAGUUGUUCACCCAGGUUCAAUCAGCUGUAGCCUAGAGGGAAGGGGCCAUAAGGAGGAAACACAGUUGCCAAGGCGCUGUGAGUCCGUGUGUGAGAGAGACAGAGGGACAAACAGCCCGAGUGAGAACUUGAGACGGUGUCCGAGCUGCAGGAGGAGGGAAUGAACGCCAUUAACCUGCCCCUCAGCCCGAUUCCCUUCGAGCUGGACCCCGAGGACACGAUGCUGGAGGAGAAUGAGGUGCGAACAAUGGUGGAUCCAAACUCACGCAGUGACCCCAAGCUUCAAGAACUGAUGAAGGUAUUAAUUGACUGGAUUAAUGAUGUGUUGGUUGGAGAAAGAAUCAUUGUGAAAGACCUGGCUGAAGAUUUAUAUGAUGGACAAGUCCUGCAGAAGCUUUUCGAGAAACUGGAGAGCGAGAAGCUAAAUGUGGCUGAGGUCACCCAGUCAGAGAUUGCUCAGAAGCAAAAACUGCAGACUGUCCUGGAGAAGAUCAAUGAAACCCUGAAACUUCCUCCCAGAAGCAUCAAGUGGAAUGUGGAUUCUGUUCAUGCCAAGAGCCUGGUGGCCAUCUUACACCUGCUUGUUGCUCUGUCUCAGUAUUUCCGGGCACCAAUUCGACUCCCAGACCAUGUUUCCAUCCAAGUGGUUGUGGUCCAGAAACGAGAAGGAAUCCUCCAGUCUCGGCAAAUCCAAGAGGAAAUAACUGGUAACACAGAGGCUCUUUCCGGGAGGCAUGAACGUGAUGCCUUUGACACUUUGUUCGACCACGCCCCAGACAAGCUGAAUGUGGUGAAAAAGACACUCAUCACUUUCGUGAACAAGCACCUGAAUAAACUGAACCUGGAGGUCACAGAACUGGAAACCCAGUUUGCAGAUGGGGUAUACCUGGUGCUGCUCAUGGGGCUCCUGGAGGGCUACUUUGUGCCCCUGCACAGCUUCUUCCUGACCCCGGACAGCUUUGAACAGAAGGUCUUGAAUGUCUCCUUUGCCUUUGAGCUCAUGCAAGACGGAGGGUUGGAAAAGCCAAAACCGCGACCAGAAGACAUAGUCAACUGUGACCUGAAAUCUACACUACGAGUGUUGUACAACCUCUUCACCAAGUACCGCAACGUGGAGUGAGGGGCUGCCCUGGGCCCCCCACUGCCCAGGAGCUCUUGCUGUUGGCGUACUGGACCCUCCUCCGAACUGUCUUACCCUGCUUAUUCCUGUCUCUUGCACUGUGCUCUCCCACAAGUCCAGCUGCAACCCAGAGAUAGUAGAAAUUGAAAUUAGGAAGGAAAUGAUCAUAACUCAGUGGGCUGACCCGUCCCUCCCAGGCCCUGGGGACAACCUAGCAAUGAAGGUUGGGAAGGUUGACCCAUCCCGGUGCCAGGUCCACAUUUCCCUCCAUGAUUUGGGAACCAGCUUAGGCAAAAGAGUCCCCAGAAAUGAAAAUAAAGAUCCUAGUUACCUUUCAAAGGGUGCUAACUAUGUGUCAGGCACCACACUCAGUGCUCUGCUCUGAUAUACUCAAGGCCAUUAAUCUUCAGGACUCCCAUGGAAGUAGGUGUUACAAUCCCCUUUUACAGAUGAGGAAACUAAGGCUCGGAGGUUAAAUGACUUGCCAGAAGUUGGCCUUUUUUUCGUCUUUGAACAUAACCUCUCCCUUCUCCCUAAAGGUAACCACUAUUCUGAGCCCAGUCAUCAAGGUUUUGCUUUUCUUUAUAAUUUUAUUACCUAAGUAUUCAUUCCUCAAUAGUAGACAGUACAUGUUUAUAACAAGCCAAUUGCAUAUGUUCUUUACAUAUUCUAAAGUUGUGUAUAUGUGGGCACAUACGAGCACGUGCAUAUGUACACCUGAGCCAAAAAGACGAGAACCCACCGAUCUCACCACUGGGGCAAGCUAGGUCAGAGCUUAGUGAUUCACACUGAAAUUGGCAAAUUGGAUUUAACCCAAUUAAUAGUGUGUGUGUGGCAGGAGUCAUGUCCCUCAAAUCCUUUGUACAAAUGAAAAUUACUCUUAAUUCCAUCAGAUUUAUAAUAACUCUGUACUUUGGUUUCAGGGUGACAUUUGGGAAGGAUUCUGUUUAGAAUUAAUGGAGUGGCACAUUUUGCAGCCUUUUUGCUUGAUUGCAUGUAAUGGAAAUGCCCUAUAUUUUCCUGCAAAAUAAGUACUAAAUUCAUUAUCGUUAAGCAAAUGUACAAUAUGCUCAGGCACUGCAGAGAGCUGGGCACGGGCCCAUGUGAGCAUCGCUUUGGAAGUAGGGCACUUCAACAGGGACCCUUGAACUUUAAAGAAAGGAACUUCUUUUUGCCUUCUAAUUGAUCAUUUGGACUAUUCUGGCUAAGUCUGUCCACAUGUAAUUACCGGCUAAUUCAGGCGAGGAAAAAUGUAAGUCAUUUAGACCAAAGCCAAGCAGUUUCUUUGCGUGGGUUACUCAAGGGCUUGUGGUUACUUGUAUCUCCUCUAUGUGAACUUGACUUUGAAAGACAGAGCUCUAGUGUGCCAGCCUGCUAGGUCCUGUAAGAAUAGGGAAGGGGCAGAGGUGGGUGGGCAGUGACUAGGGGACGAGAAGCAUGGGAAAAUAUUUGCACUCUGAACAUAUAGAGAUAGAGGUGGGACUUGUGGUACUCAACACUUGUAGCCUUCAACUGACUGAGGCUUUGGGCUAAAUCAUCAAUUGUGCUGAUAUCCAUCUCAUUAUGGAAUGUUCCUAAAUAUGCCAGGUAGACACCAGCCCAAGUACCCUCCUCCAGAAGUCUGUGACUACCUUGUCACUACUUUAGGCCCACUCCACAAAGCGCAUCUCUGGUUUGAGAAAUUCAUUUUGAUCUGUAUCUACACCACCCAAAGUUAGGCCUCCUAUAGUGUCCAAAACAUUCCUUUCAGCCUUAUUUCUUACUGUACUGUCUAUCUGCAGUAAUUCAGGACCCAUAAAAUUUAGAUAACUACAUGUCUUUGCUCUUAGAAUUGUCACUCAGCAUAAUGAGCAUUUAACAUACAAAGGCAAUGUACCGUUUUGUGUUGAUCUAUGUAAAAGAAUACAAUUCUUUUUUAUGUAAUUAGUGAAAUUUUAUUUUUUAUUAGGAAACACUAAAUAGUGUGAUAUUUCUUUUGCUUUUUAAAAAAUUCCUGGUAGCAAAUCAAGAUAAAUAAUUGCUUAAUUUUCUUGAGCAAUACUGAAGCAGGAUGAAAUAAGAGGAAUGCAUUCAUUUAAACAUGCUUCGCUUUAUGAA